AUGGGCUUUAUGAAACGUUUUUUCUCGCUCGGCAAGCGCACCAAGAAGAGGCGCCCCGAGCUCGAGGUUGACGAGCUGGACCCGCCUGUGUCUGUGGAGUACCUUGAUGCCGAAGCGACCAUGACAAGGCUGCUGAGGUCAUCUUCCGCAAGGCAAAGCAUGGGUGGAACCGUUUACCCCAUCCUCGAGCCCGGACAUCUACUGGGUGCCGAGCUGCAUCAGCCCGGGGACCCGUCUGAUGUUCCUGCCCGUAGGCGAUCCGCAUCCGUAGCCAACCCAACGGCCCAUCAGGUCUUGGAUUUCAACUGGUUGGACCCGUAUGAGGCCCAGUUUGCGAUGCCAGCUCGGACGUCCACCUCGCCGCUCCAGCGAACAUACACCGUAACGAUCCAUUCUAGAACGCGUACAGAAAUCCCCAUUCCAUCCCCAUCCUCUUCGGGCGCGUCGAAGGACGACACGAAAGAUAAUGACGUCGCCAACACCUCUCAUGCAAGCACAUCCACUAACACCCACUCCAGCAUUGGAGAAGGACGCAAGGCCCGUCCGCGAUCGCGCUCUCUACCCCUCAAUGUCUUAGCGCUUCGCACACCGCGUCGUGAGCGCGAAAGCCGCCUGCUACAUCUUGCCGAGGACCCCUCAGUGGCCAAUCUCCUUAUGAGCAAUAUCUAUGACAGUGGCGGUCGCGUCAAAUCCCUUGCCUUUGCUAAUACAUCCAACACCUCCGAACACGGACGGCAUAACGGAUCACUUGCUUCAGCCGAACCUGAUGAAAUCAAUGAAGAGGGCCGUCUCCAGACGCGCCGGACCGGCUCUACGCUGAAAGAGCUCUUGGGCGUGACGGAGUCGCAGCCUCGUACAGGCCAUGAGUCCCGCUACAGUACGCAGGAAGGCGACCUCUCCUGGGCCGAGCGCGUCAUAGGGGAAGAGCUUGACUUCGACGAUCAAGGGACCGAUGCCUGCGAUAUACCGGCGGACUUACAGAGCCGGAUAGCCGAUAAUGCUGAAUGCAGCGAUAAGACCGACGUCAGCUGCAAUGCUCCGCCCAACGUGUCCGACACGAUGUCAAGUUUAGGCAUCGAGAGGUCUACCAAGUUAUUCGCUCGCGAUGAUUCCGACAACUUCUUCCUCCCUGUCGCUGCUGACUGCGACGGCGAUGCUCUUUCCAGUCUCAUGCACGAGCCUGCGCCUGCAGAACUGGCCUACGACAUGGAGCCGCAGAAGGCGCACUCGGAAGACAGCUGUGCUUAUGGCGGGGUUUCCAUAUCUUCUAUUAGCGUGGAAACUGGGGAUAUCAAGGAAACGAAUGUACCUGAGCUGCCACAUUCGGACGCGCCAAUGGCUUCAUCUGCGCAGCAACGCAGUCCGAUUCAGCAAGCUCCUACGCAAGAACCCUCUACGCCUCCGGCUGCGGAGGUCUUUGCGUUCCUCACCCAGAGACGCAGAUCGAAGACAGUGACUGUCCUGAGUCCGUCACCUUCAACCCAACAUCGCAACGUCGCCGACAUGCCCUCCGAGCAUGCACCUCUUGUCGCCGUCCCGACCGGGGGAUCCACGAGCUCGGCGAACUCAGACACCUAUCGUCCCUCUAACAGGACCUCCAUCGACGGUACCCGGCCUGUCGUCCACCACCUGCGUCCCUCUCUCGUAGGCGCCUUGCCACCUCCACCAUCCUAUCCCGAACCGCGCGUCAAACGGAAGCGGAGCCGGAGCACAUCCGCCGUGGAUGAUCGAACGCACACGAGGAAAGUGACGGUGACGCGUGCCUCUAAGGUCACAAUGUCACCAGCCCAUAUGCAAUAUGUCGAGGUUCCGGCCGGGACUGGGACCCUCUUUACCCCCCGGGAGGCUACCGAUGGAGGUUCCCCCCUACCAUCCAGGCCCCUAUCACCCUCGUCUACACGCAGCAGGAGUCGCAUUCCGCGCAAGUCGGCCGCAAACUCUCCUCCCGUCCCACCGCUGCCAACGGAGAUAACGCUCGUGCACCCUACGCCCGAAUCGUCGGCACAGUUGGAGAUGCCUGACAGGUCUCUAUGGAAGAGAGACGCUUUCCUCGAUACGAAUCUAUUCCUUGAUACCUCGUCGUCAAACCUUCCCCUGCCCGAAGACCCCUUUACGCAGAAACCCGUCAAACACUCACAUAAGCGCGCUGCCUCGACCGCGACGGGGUACUCUCCCGCGGCCAAGCGCCGCGCUGGCAAGACGAAGGAGAGGCGUAUUGGGGGUAAAGCCUCGGAGCCUCCCGAGUCAAAGUCUGGCAAGAUCAAACGCCAGGCCAGUGGCGAUAAGGAGAACGAUGGGUCGUCAGCAUUCGUUGUUCCCCCCACCGGCGUGCCCAUGACACCCGUUCGCCAGAAGGUGAAGGUGCUCGCCCACGGCAUCGAGCCGCCCUCUCCCGCCAGCUCGACGGAGCUUUCGCCCAUCGCGAAGACGAUGAUGGCGAACGUUCGCGAGCAACGCAUGCGGAUGCGUGCCCGAGAACAUGAACGCGAGAAAGCGAGAGGACGUCGGUUCGCAAGUCGAACGGGUUCUCGAGGUUGAUCGCACGUUUUGAUAUGCUGAUUAUGCUCCCCCGGGUCGUGCAGUGGACACACUCAUAUUUAUUCUCUAUUACGCCCUCUGUCCAUGUUUUCGUCGCUUUCGUUGCACAUACCAAUACCCC
Molecule: messenger RNA, 2659 nt
Organism: Punctularia strigosozonata HHB-11173 SS5
Lineage: Eukaryota; Fungi; Basidiomycota; Agaricomycetes; Corticiales; Punctulariaceae
Exons: 3
Coding region: 1-2538 (845 amino acids)
Source: RefSeq, a predicted model, not a curated record